Molecule: messenger RNA, 137 nt
Organism: Dentiscutata heterogama
Lineage: Eukaryota; Fungi; Glomeromycota; Glomeromycetes; Diversisporales; Gigasporaceae
Source: the annotation of a GenBank genome assembly
CUCCAGAUGUUCAGGAACCUACUUCAGAAGAGAUUGCGUACCUAAUAGUGAAUAUUAAGGUUAGGAACAGUGAAUCUGUCUCUAGCUUACAUAAUCUUUCAACAAGUUACUUUAUCACGAACGACUAUUUAAAUUAG